This is a messenger RNA of Dujonia railenensis, 2067 nucleotides long. The record is from the annotation of a GenBank genome assembly. Lineage: Eukaryota; Fungi; Ascomycota; Pichiomycetes; Serinales; Debaryomycetaceae.
AUGGUAAAACGUAAGAGCGCCAAGCGAAGCAAUUCGGUAUCUGCCGGAAGUGCCACUGGCUCAAGCAACCAAACUUCGAAGAAUGAGACAGCAACCAUUUCCUCAGUUCUAGGAACACCAAAACUUCGACCCGUGGAAGCUAAUGAUACCCCGAUUGAUGAUGAGGUCGAAGACGAAGAAGAUGAAGAAGAAGAAAAGGAAGUGGUCAAAAGGAAAAAAAUACAUCAAUCAAGAAGGGUUGUAUUCAUUCUUGGUGCCCUUAUUGGUCUCUUUCUUGCUGUAUUCUUCUCUACCAAUUCUCAUGAUUCACUUCAAAAAGAGUUGGAAAAGUUGGUCAAUUAUGACUCUGUAAGUGGGAUAUUGGAUGACUGGAGAGAUGUACUCCCCUCUGGCAUUCAAUCCUUGAUCUCAGACAUCGAAAUUUCGUCUUCCACAAAGGAAGAGGGCCAGUUACACGGGAGCGCUGAUUCCUUUUCUGUGGGUAAAAGAAUGGUGUUACAGCAAAACUUGACUGAAGUUCAUAAUGUAGUUAUGGUUCCGGGAGUAAUUUCCACCGGAAUUGAGUCAUGGGGCCUUGAUUCCAUAGAUGGAUGCCAAUCUGAACCAUAUUUCCGUAAGAGACUUUGGGGAUCUUUCUAUAUGUUGAGAACCAUGGUAUUGGAUAAGGCAUGUUGGUUAAAACAUAUAAUGUUGGACCCUGAAACAGGCCUUGAUCCUCCCAAUAUCAAACUUAGAGCUGCCCAGGGCUUCGAAGCUGCGGAUUUCUUUCUUGCUGGGUACUGGAUUUGGAACAAGAUUUUGCAAAAUUUAGCAGUGAUAGGUUAUGGCCCCAACAACAUGAUCUCCGCCAGUUACGAUUGGAGAUUGGCAUACUUGGACUUACAGAAAAGAGAUGGUUACUUCACUAAAUUGAAAAACCAAAUUGAAACUAUGAAGUACCUUAACGGCCAAAAGUCUAUUCUUGUGGGACAUUCCAUGGGGGUGCAAGUUAUCUACUAUUUCAUGAAAUGGGUGGAAGCGGAAGGUGAGUUGUACGGAAAUGGUGGUAGCUCAUGGUGUAAUGAUCAUUUGGAAGCAAUGGUUGACAUCCUGGGAUCUUCAUUGGGUGCACCGAAGGCAAUUCCUGCCCUACUUCUGGGAGAGAUGAAGGAUACAAUUCAACUUAACGCAUUGGCAGUUUAUGGGUUGGAAAAGUUUUUCUCAAGAAAGGAAAGAGUGGAUAUGUUGAGAAGUUUUGGUGGUAUUCCUUCAAUGUUACCUAAAGGUGGUGAAUUGAUUUGGGGAAACUUAACUUAUGCUCCAGAUGACCCGCUUAAUACCUUAGAAACUGACGUCGGUGAUGAACAGGCAGUUGGUAUGGAAAAAAUAGAUGAGAAUACCCAAAAAAAUGAUUCUUUUGGAACUUUUAUCAGAUUGAAGAAUAGUGUUGAAGGAGAAGGGGACGAGGAUCAAGAAGUGCACAAGAAGUUCACCAUUAAUGAGAGUAUUGAUUAUCUAUUAGAUACGGCACCAGAUUGGUUUUCCAACAGAGUAAGGGAGCAGUAUUCCUUCGGCAUUGCUAAAACAAAGGAAGAGCUUGAGCGUAACAACCAGGAUCACCUGAAAUGGUCAAAUCCAUUGGAAGCGGCGCUUCCUAAUGCGCCAGAUAUGAAGAUGUAUUGCUUUUACGGAGUCGGGAACCCCACUGAACGUGCUUACGCAUAUCAAAAGGCAGAUGCUGCUUCAAAGUUGGAUAUUACUAUUGACACAGAAGCUGAAAUCCCGGUGUAUUUCGGUGACGGUGAUGGUACUAUUUCACUUUUAACUCAUACCAUGUGCCACGAAUGGCAGAAGGGUUCUAAAUCUCGGUUUAACCCUGGUAAUAUGUCCAUUACAAUUGUGGAAAUAAAGCACGAGCCGGAUAGAUUUGAUAUUAGAGGAGGUGCCAAGACUGCAGAACAUGUGGAUAUCUUGGGGCUGGCCGAAUUAAAUGAGCUUGUCUUGAAGGUUGCGGCAGGAAAGGGCCAUACCAUUGAAAAUAGGUAUGUUAGUAAACUACAAAAGAUCGUUGAAGGGUUUAAUAUAUAA